CAAUGCGUUUGUUCUGUGAUGAGAACAACGUCCAAGUCACUUAGAUCUCUAAAUCCCCACUUACCCACCAAAGGAACACAAGAAUCGAAUCAGAAAGUAGAAUACGCACAGAAUUCUGGGUUUUGUCACUCUCACCACUGUUGGAAUUCUAUUCCAGUGAGCGUGUAAAAAGGGUCUUUUCUUCAUCAACUGUUAACACCAUUGAAUCAGUGAGGGAGAGUGAUUAAAGUAAGAGUUAUGUUUUGAUUUUGUUGACAAAGAAGAGCUAUAUUCCCCCCUGUUACAGCCUCCUUGGCUUUUCCUUUUUAUGCAUACAAAGAUCUACCAGGAUUUAGAUGUCAAUGUUAGCCCAGAAACAAACAGAGGAAGCCAUAGUCUCCAACUUUAGCGAGACUGAGCAGCAUAUUCCAACCAGAGAUGAAGAAAAUGAAGAACAACAAUCAUUGUUCAACGUUCAGAACCUCCUCUGGCACGGUGGCUCCGCUUGGGAUGCCUGGUUCAGCUGCGCCUCCAAUCAAGUAGCACAAGUGUUGUUGACACUGCCAUAUUCAUUCUCUCAACUGGGUAUGCUGUCUGGGAUUCUGCUCCAAGUUUUCUAUGGACUGAUGGGUAGUUGGACUGCAUAUCUCAUCAGUGUACUCUACAUGGAGUAUAGAAGCAGGAAGGAGAAAGAGAACGUCAGCUUCAAGAACCAUGUCAUUCAGUGGUUUGAAGUCCUGGAUGGGCUGUUGGGUCCUUACUGGAAGGCAAUAAGACUUGCCUUCAACUGCACUUUCCUCUUAUUCGGAUCUGUCAUCCAACUUAUAGCUUGUGCAAGCAAUAUUUACUACAUCAAUGACAAAUUGGACAAGAGGACAUGGACCUACAUAUUUGGAGCUUGCUGUGCAACUACAGUUUUCAUACCCUCCUUUCACAACUACCGCAUUUGGUCUUUUCUAGGCCUUGGGAUGACCACUUAUACGGCUUGGUACUUGGCUGUUGCUGCCCUCAUUCAUGGCCAGGCUGAGGGGGUGACGCACAGUGGUCCAACAAAACUAGUGCUUUACUUCACCGGAGCCACCAACAUUCUCUACACCUUUGGCGGACAUGCCGUGACUGUAGAAAUCAUGCAUGCAAUGUGGAAACCUCAAAAGUUCAAGAACAUUUACUUGUUGGCGACGCUUUAUGUGUUUACCCUUACCCUCCCGUCAGCGGCAGCCGUUUAUUGGGCAUUCGGGGAUGAGCUCCUCAACCAUUCGAAUGCCUUCUCUCUCCUCCCAAAGACCGGCUUCCGUGACGCUGCGGUCAUCUUAAUGCUUAUUCACCAGUUCAUAACGUUUGGGUUUGCUUGCACGCCACUCUACUUCGUGUGGGAGAAGGUGAUCGGGAUGCACGACACAGAAAGCAUAUGCCUCAGGGCGUUGGCGAGGCUGCCGGUCGUAAUUCCGAUAUGGUUCCUAGCCAUCAUCUUCCCAUUCUUCGGGCCCAUCAACUCUGCUGUUGGUGCUCUUUUGGUUAGCUUCACAGUUUACAUCAUCCCUGCUUUGGCCCAUAUGCUCACCUACCGAAAGGCUUCAGAUCGACAGAAUGCUGCAGAGAAGCCUCCCUUCUUCAUGCCAAGCUGGACUGCAAUGUACGCAUUCAACGCCUUCGUGGUGGUGUGGGUUCUAGUGGUGGGGUUCGGGUUCGGAGGAUGGGCAAGCAUGACUAACUUCAUCAAGCAAAUCGACACUUUCGGCAUGUUCGCCAAGUGCUAUCAAUGCAAGGCUCCAACACCAGCACCAGCUGCAGCUAUGCACCAUUAACCUAAAUUCA
Messenger RNA from Hibiscus syriacus, 1794 nucleotides. Its product is annotated as auxin transporter-like protein 2. The coding region runs from base 336 to 1784 and encodes 482 amino acids. NCBI's taxonomy places the organism in Eukaryota, Viridiplantae, Streptophyta, Magnoliopsida, Malvales, Malvaceae. Gene Ontology annotation, cellular component: plasma membrane. The record is from RefSeq and is a predicted model, not a curated record. The transcript has 9 exons.